UUACGUCAUAUAUCGAUGUUCUGCGUCCAGAUACAGGCGUGUUUUUGAGCGCUCGGGGAUUAUUUCUCCUGCACAGCUGCGGAGGGUGACCGCGCAGGGAGGGGUUGUGAGGUGUUCAAGAUGGCGGCGCCCUGUGGAGUGCAGUUGCUCUAACAGUGGUGCCUGGAGACUGUAUCGACGGGCGGCCCUGGGACCCCUCCAGGCUGGACAGGAUACGGGACGCUGUGAGAGUGACGUCUGAAAGUCCUUCCCCUCUCCCUUGACUGUUUCAGAAAGCCCGCCUCCGAACCCUCCAUACCAUCAUGUCCAGGGAACAGCUCAGCGUAGGGGACCUACUUCCACUGCUGGAGACCUCUGACCUCCGCCAGCUGGAUGAGAUCAAAGGCCUUAUCAAUGAACACCUCAGCACAGAUCGAGGGUCCGUGCUGCUGAACGGCUUGGUGGAUUAUUUCCUGGAGACCAACUCCGCCCAGGCAGUGCACAUCCUGUCCUCAGUGAGGGAGCCACACGAUAAGCACCUUUUUGAUAAAAUGAAUGAAUGCAUGGCUAAAGCCCCCUGUCGCCUGCCCACUCUCACUCUACUGGGGCACGUUAUUCGUAAGCAGCCGUCUUGGAUCCACAAGAUCGCUCGCUAUCCGCUGCUGCUAUCUCUCCUCAAAUGCCUAAAGACAGACACAGAUGUUGUGGUUCUAAUAACUGGAGUCCUGGUGCUCAUCACACUAUUACCCAUGAUUCCUCAAGCUGGCAAGCACCAUCUCUAUGAGUUUUUUGAUAUCUUUGGUCGUCUGGCUUCCUGGAACCUGAGAAACCCAGGACACAUACCGGAGGUUUAUCUCAUCCACCUGCACGCAAGCGUCUACUCGCUCUUCCACCGGCUUUAUGGGAUGUACCCCUGCAAUUUUGUGUCUUACCUGCGCUCCCAUUACAGCAUGAAGGAAAACAUGGACACUUUUGAGGAGGUGGUCAAGCCCAUGCUUGAACAUGUCAGAAUACAUCCCGAGUUAGUGACCGGAACCAAGGACCAUGAACUAGACCCCAGCCGAUGGAAGAGAUUUGAGAUCCACGAUAUUGUUAUAGAGUGUGCCAAAGUCUCUCUGGACCCGAAGGAGGCGUCCUGCGAAGAGGGCUACGCCAGCAUGCCUGAGCAUUUUUGUGCUCAUCUACAACAACGUCCGGCUGAUUGCACUGCCAGCCCUUACGGUGACUUCCACAGUAGCUAUGGAAGUUCUUCCUCAGCUCAUUACUCCACUCCUCGUCAGCCUGUCGUCCCUCCCUUGGCCCUGUCCUCUUUCUCAGGGACUCAGCCCCCCUAUCGCAGCCCCACUGGAACCCGUCGGCAGAACUCCAGCUGUGAAUUUAAUGCCACAUUUGGUGUUAAGGAUUCCCUCUGGAGCCCCUCCUCCCAGUGUGGAAUGGCCACACCCCCUUCCUCCCGUGGGAUGUCACCGAACCCAGAACUGUCCCAGAGUGCCUCUCACCUAUCAAGCCGCCUCUACAGCACACCUGCAGGUGGCAAAGCCACCCCGUCCUCCAGCACCCCUGCGGCCGCCUCACCUCCUCCCAGCCUCUCCGAUGAGUUUCCCCCUGUGUCUCUGCCACGCAGUACCGCCAGCCCACCAUGCAAGGACGGUAGACCUUUCGACCACACCAAACCCGUCUUGGUCAGACAGGAACCAGUCAGAGAGCUUGAGAAAAUUGGACCUGAAACGAUUAGAGAUGGCAGAGGUGAGAACAUGCCAAUGACCCUGACCGAGCUUUCCAUGUACAUGAAGGAGCAAGAACAAAUGAAGAUCGAGAAAGAACGGGAGGAUGCUGCCAUCACAGAGGAGCUUCUGAAGUUAACCGAGGAGAAGCGAGAUUUAGCUGGUCUUCGUGGCUUUGACUCUCCAUUCUUCAGCACCACGGAGACCCUGACCGGCACGCAAGAGAAACCCCUGCCCUCUUCUAUCCUGUGCGGCUCAAUUAGAGACCCACACAACGCCAUCUCCACACCCGACAAGGCUGAGAUCACACCCGGGGACAGAGGCAGAGUGAGCAGAGGCCCGUCCCAGGAGCAUCCCUGGUCUUUCCAGCCAGUGUUCAUGCCCAUCGAGCACCCAGCGCACAGCCAACUCCAUCGGAGCCCUUCUGCACUGGAGGACGAGGCCCUGAAAUACGGCCUGUGUUCCCCUAGCCCGUGCAAACCGCCAACCCUGCCGUACGAGGCUCUGUUUGAAAUGGCCCUGCCUCGGGCGGCCUCUCUCUUUGUGGGGAGGAAGACCUCGGAGAUUGUGCAGCGAGUAUCCUUGGAGAGGUUCCAGAGCAAGCAAGGGGAGGAGGAGGGUGUGGAGGGGGUUGUGUCUGCCUCCCCUCUGGAGGUGCUGGAUCGCCUCGUGCAGCAGGGCAGUGACUCCCAUGACAAAGUGCUAAAGAGAUUGCCCCUGCCAAGCAAGUCAGCUGACUGGACACACUUUGGAGGUUCUGCUCCUCUGGACGAGCUGCAGACACUGCGCAGUCAGCUACUGCUACUCCACAACCAGCUCCUGUACGAGCGCUACAAGAGAGAGCAGCAUGCUGUACGUAAUCGACGUCUGCUUCGGCGCAUCAUCAAUGCUACCGCGCUCGAGGAGCAGAACAACGCCAUGAAGGACCAGCUGAACCUGCAGAAUGUGGACAUCAUGUCUCUGAGAGAGAGUCUGCAGGUGGAGCAGCAGAGAUACAGGCAGCUCUGGGACGACCGAGAGACUGUAGUUACACGCCUGCACAGCCAGAUACGCCAACUACAGCAGGCUAGGGAUGACUACUACACCAAAAACCAAGAGUUACAGAGUAAGGUACAAGAGUGCCAGAAGAGAAUAGGUGAGAUGGAGGCGGAGCUUCAGAAGGCGAAUAACAAGGUUUGCCACACAGGACACCUGCUGAACCAGCUCACUGCCAAGUUGUCGUCGAGUGAAAGUAUUCAACAGCAGUUGAGUUUUCUGAAUAAGCAGUUGUUGCUGUUGGGAGAAGCUCAUAAACUGUGUGUUCAGGAGCUGCAUCAGGCCGGACCGGAUACUAGCAAGGAGGUGCAGAUGCUGCAGAUGUCCUGGGGGAAGGAGACAGAACGUCUUAAGCAGAAUCUGUUACUUCAGAGUCAAAAACUGGAUGCUGCUCAGCAGAGAGUGGCGGAGCUGGAGACUCAACUCUCGAAGAAGGAGCACCUGAUCGCAGAGCAAAAGAAAUUUCUUGAAGAUGUCAAGACUCAAGCCAAAGGGGAACUGCAGGCCUCUGAGAGCAGAUAUCAGGCACAGAGGCGGGUAACUCUGGCUCUGCAGACUGAGCUUUUGCAGCUCUACAGCAGGCUGGAAACGGAAGACUCCUCUGCCACUGCUUUAGCCUUACCGGCAGAGGGCGCCACUGAGCCCCGGAGUUCCACUGAGCCCAGUGUCAUAGUGGUGGACGGCGCUGUAAAAACAGCCACCAAAGAGGACAGCAAGUCACCUCAGUCUCCCCGUGGCAAUGGCAGCACUUUAUCGCCAAGACAGCCCAAGGCCAGCCCUUCCCCGGCCAACUCUGUAAACGGCAAUCGAGACACUCCCCCACCUGUCCUAGUGGAACCGCCCCCUCACCGUCCUCAUUCCCCGCUGGGACCCCCAGGACCCCUGGUCGCUUCUGACACCCCAAUCACCGUAGGCUCCUACCCCAGUGCCAAGAGCUUCCUGGGUAUGAGGGCAAGAGAGCUGUUCCGCAACAAAAGCGAGAGCCAGUGUGACGAUGAAGAAACACCACCUCCGCGUCUCACUGGUCUAUCGCAAGGCCUGAAGACUGAGCUCUGCGUUGAGCCGACAACGAAGAGUACGCCCAUCUCCACUGCUGCGCAGAGCUUCACGCUCAUCGCAUCUGCUAAAGAAACCCAACCUGAUGCUCAGAGAGCUAAAAACCGAGACACGUACGGCUCAAGAUGCCCAGAGAGGCCCAGGCAGCAACCGUUAAGGAUCAUGGACUACAACGCAAGUCAUCAGGAGCACAGCUAAAGUUAUGGAAAAAUGGUGCAAGAGAGGGAGGUAGAGAUGUGCGAAUUUAGAUUAUUACAGCGUAAGUCAAGACUCUUUCAAUUUUCAGUGUUACAUUUCCACAAGCCGACAACAGGAUUUGGAGCCAAAAAAUUAGUAAAACCCUCACCAAGAUCAGACAAUUGCAAAGCAUGGACUAAAAUGACGUGUAUAGAGGUGGUCACACAAUGUCGUUGUUUACCAGAAAUGUUACCGCUGCAUCUUUUCUUUUUAAUCUUUGCUUAUUUUUCCGGUCUCUUUAACCAAGUAACUGUCGCAGCAUGUGGAAGCUUUCCAUUUAGCCUGUUAGAAGCAAUAUAAGUUGAUACAUUUGUAGUAAAGGUACAAUGCUUACACCCUCACAGCUCACCCGCACAGAGCUGAAGUGUGUGUGUUUGGAUGCCGGGAGGCGGGGCGGUCGGUCGGUCAGUCGGUUGGACGGUCGUCUUGUGCCAAGCAGGAGUCAGUGUUUCUUUAAAACCAUUACCUUUUAGACAUGUCAGGUGCAUUUUUAUGUGCUCCAGUCAUGUUUAUCUUUAAUAUGUUUCCAUGUAUGUGCGAUGUCUGUGUGUGUGUGUGUAUGUGGAAAACGAUGGCCUGUAUCCCAGACUUGAUUCUGGGUUAAAUUGCACUGUCAGAUGUUACUCAUUACAGAAAAAAAAAUCUGUUAUAGUCUCGGACUAGACUAAAUCUGGGUUCAAGAAAUGAUACAGCCAAAUUAGAGGAAGGUUUGACAUGUUUUUAUAUUUUUUAAAUUAUUUAUUAUUUGUCCUAUCCUCCUUUUUAGCUUUUCAAGUAUUACCAGUCACGCACCAGUGCUUUUAAAAGUUAUAAUGCGUCGAAAUCGAACAACGGCCAUAGAAUACUAUUCCUAUCCUUCUUUAAUCUCUAUAAAACAUUGCAAUUAAAAUCUAGAAGCCUUAUUCUACCAUGAAAUAAAAGUCGGACGUCAGUCAAGUAAUUCGCUUUGACGAUAAUAACCUUCAGUCUCAAGCUCAGUCAUCAUAUUCUCUCAGAACUCAGUUAGGUAACUUAUAAUAUUAUGGAUGAUCUGUCUUUUACCCUCUCACUUCUGCGCACUGCAGUUGAUCAAGUAUAUUAUUACUAAGCUUGCUUCCUGAGUGCCAAAUACUCAAUAAGACAAUGACAGUAUUUUGUAGAGCUUAAAUGUACUGGUUUUUGUUGUAUUAUUCGAGCACAUCUAUUCUUAUACUACCACAUAUCAGUUUGAGGGGGUAGAUACAAGAUUUUGUCGAGCUGGAAGUAUAUGGACUGUAGCGAUGAGAGCUUUACGAUGCCAAGUAGACGGUGUAAAAUAUCUCCGAAUUUCCACAAAAUGGCUACGUUGAUAGUCAAGUGUCAUUUACGAAUUGCAGAUGUGAUAGUCAUACUCAGAUUGUUCCCAAAUCCUGUUGUCCCUUGAAGUCUCUGCUGUUCCUUCUGCCUUGCUAUCUAGAGCAUGUACAACAAUCCUCUUUUAAUGCCAACAACAGGAACUAUGACUUAAGAUACAAGGUACAAUCAGCGUGAAAUGAAAGGAACGGUUGAAUAUUAGAAGGUUCUGGGGUUUGUUUUGGGAGAGAAGGCACGGUCGGUUGGAAAAGGUUCUUUAAGCAGUUGCUUGUGUUAACUGUGAAUGACAAAAAUAAAAUCAUCUUCAAUGUUUUGCACUACA
Messenger RNA from Megalobrama amblycephala (Wuchang bream), 5685 nucleotides. RefSeq names its product TSC complex subunit 1b (gene tsc1b). The transcript is spliced from 22 exons. The record is from RefSeq and is a predicted model, not a curated record. The coding region runs from base 303 to 3992 and encodes 1229 amino acids. Gene Ontology annotation, biological process: regulation of cell cycle; negative regulation of TOR signaling; negative regulation of cell population proliferation. Gene Ontology annotation, cellular component: TSC1-TSC2 complex. NCBI's taxonomy places the organism in Eukaryota, Metazoa, Chordata, Actinopteri, Cypriniformes, Xenocyprididae.